AUGGUGUUGAAUCAUUUUCACGUAAAAUUUCUCUUGUUCUUAUUGCCAUUCUUGUUGAAGGUUUAUUCACAAUGUGUUACGAAUUAUGACGCGAAUGUAGAUUACUUUACGACAAAAGUUAAUGCAACUGUCGCGAGUCUAUUCCGCAUAGAAUACUACAAAAAUUAUAAACUUGUUUACAACCUUUAUACCAACGAAACGUUUGCUCUUUAUCAAUGCGGAACUCCUAUCCCAAGUAACUUACCGGCUGGCACAAAGAAUUUCUCGAUCCCCCUAAGUGCUAUCGCCAUACUUGAUUCUAGCGAGAUUCCUUUUCUUGAAGCUCUUGGGCUUAGAUCUACGAUUAAAGUUAUAGAUAGCUCAUUUGCAUCGGAUAUAGUCUCACCAUGCCUACAGUCCGAGAAGAGUAAAAUCAAGACCCUUGAUAACAACCAAACCGCGACAGCACAGAUUCUCUCUACCGUUAAUGCCACGUUUGGUAAUCUCGCUAAUUCGUCCGCUUUAAAAUUAAUAAGCACCUCUCCCGUAUCGGAUCCUGGUACAUUGAAUCGUGCCGAAUGGAUAAAAUUUUAUUCGGUCUUUUUCAAUCUCGAAGAGAAGGCUAAUGCCACUUAUAAUAAAAUUAGUGAUAAUUACAAUUGCCUGAAAAAAUUAGCAACUUCUCAUGCUCCAACCACAAAACCUCUAGUUGCAUGGACUCAAUACGAUGCCCCUGCUAGUUACAAUAACAACACUGAAUCUUGGAUGAUCGUGGACGCAAAAUACAAAAGGAUGCUUAUUGAAGAUGCUGGCGGUGCCUAUUUUAAUUCUUCAACUCUUAUCUACUACAAAAACUCGGAAUUCUUAUCUGCUAUUGCGAAUGUCGAUAUUUUAAUUGAUGAAACUUAUAUCGCUAUCAACAUUUCCGAUGUUUAUGCAAAUUAUCACUUGACGGCGACCAGUGACUACAAAUUUGUGAAGAAUUCCGCAAUUUACAGGGAAGAUGGACUUCAAAAUCCAGGCGGGGGGCGGGAUUGGUUCGAGAGUGCGGUGUUAGAGGACGAUGCCGUGUUGGGAGAUAUUGUUAAUAUAAUAAAUCCUGAUUUACCAAAGAAAGGGUAUCAAAGAGUGUGGUUUAGGAAUGUCGCUAAGGGAGAAGUUCCUAAAAUUUCUAGUUCAGACAAUUGCACGGACGUUAAUUCCACAUUAACGGAUACCAUGGCGCCGUUCGUAACUUCCGGGGGCGCUCAAAGCAUAUUGGAAUCAUCAAAAGACAGUUCGUCGGAUUAUUUUUCCCGAAGUUGGUCCGAAUGGACGUCAGUAAUUCAGAGGCCUCAGCUACCGAAACCUCCAGCUGACACUGUAAAAUUGUUGAAACCGCUAAAGCUUCAGCAGUAUAUUGUCAACAAUCACGGUUGGUGGCCUGUAUUCGGUGGGGAACCAAAAUUAAAAAGAAAACGUGGAAACCCAACUUCACCCGUCGUUCCUCAGAAACAAACUCCCUUGAGCUUGGUGCCUCUUGAAUUCUCGAAGCGACGAAAGAUUCACAACUGCUCUCAUUUUUCAUCACAAUUUUCUUGUAAAAAUUAUCUUGCCGUCGAGUGGGAUCCUGAAGAAAAUGAAUUUCGCACCGCCUUCCCACCGAGAACUACCACCUCAGCGUUGCCACAGGAAAACUUUGCCGCCGUCACAAGUAGAGUAUUGUUGGUUCGGAGGUUGAAGGCUAAACAAGGAAACACGCUUAAAGGAGAUGCGGCUUCUAGAUUUCGUAAAAAUGUUUUGGUGAAAGUAGCAGUCACCGUGAGUGAUAUAAAUUCCGCAAUUGAAAGUCCGUCAAAUGAAUCGGACGUGGUGAUCAAGCGACCUUGGAGAGACGGAACAACUGAACCGGUAGAAGGAACGUUCGAAGAACUGAAAAGUUUGAGGAACAAACGCGCAUGCGAAUCAAAUUCAUCACCUUAUACACCACCUUAUUGCUGA
Acaulospora morrowiae is the source of this 1959-nucleotide messenger RNA. The record is from the annotation of a GenBank genome assembly. NCBI's taxonomy places the organism in Eukaryota, Fungi, Glomeromycota, Glomeromycetes, Diversisporales, Acaulosporaceae.